CCACGUCCACCGCCGCUUCAGUUAUUCACGCAUUCUGGUCGCGUAGAGAAAGCCUGGCCAGAUCAGGCUUGUCAACUAAUUGAGUAAUUUCACGAUCCACCGAUGUAUUGUUGAUUCAUUCGUUGAUGCUCACUCAAUCCAACGGUAAUAUCAUCGUCGCUACACGACACAAGGAGAGACGAACGCUCUGAUUUUUCACAUUUUUCAGGUAAGGUUGCGAAGGUCAACAAAUUUGACUCUUGUCAUUAUCGAUCGUCGUCUACCUCAAAAUUGCUGUGAUCAACGAUGGCUGCAGAGGAAGGAAUGGAGCAGGAACUCGCGCCGCAGAAGAAGAAAGAGCCUACCGAGGACGAGAAGAGGAGAGAGAAAAUUGUGCCUGGGAGCUUGAUGAAAGCUGUGAUGAGGCCUGGAGGGGGCGAUUCGAGACCAGCAGAUGGUGAUCAGGUAAUCUAUCAUUGUACAGUUCGAACAUUGGAUGGAGUUAUAGUUCAGUCCACUAGAUCAGAAUAUGGAGGCAAAGGAACACCUCUAAGGCAGGUUUUCGGAAAAAGCAAGAUUUUACUAGGAUUGCUAGAAGGAAUGCCCACAAUGUUGAAGGGCGAAGUUGCGAUGUUCAAGAUGAAACCUCAGAUGCACUAUGGAGAGGAUGAUUGUCCAGUUUCAGCUCCAAAUGGCUUUCCAAAAGAAGAUGAGCUUCACUUCGAAGUUGAGAUGAUAGAUUUUUCUAAAGUCAAGGUUGUCAGCAAUGAUAUGGGGGUUGUGAAGAUGGUAAUAAAUGAAGGACAGGGAUGGGAAUCGCCCAGGGAACUUUAUGAAGUGAAAGCUUGGAUCUCUGCCAAGACAGGUGAUGGGAAAUCAAUUCUCUCUCGCACACAAGGAGAACCGUAUUUCUUUACCUACGGGAAAUCUGAGGUGCCCAAAGGUCUUGAAAUGGGAAUCGGAAUGAUGUCGCGAGAAGAAAAGGCAGUAAUAUAUGUCACUAAUCAGUAUUUGACUCAAUCUCCUCUAAUGCCCAUUCAAGGUUUAGAUGAAGUACAUUUUGAGGUGGAGCUUGUUCAUUUCAUUCAGGUGCGGGAUAUGCUUGGUGAUGGGCGCCUGAUAAAACGUCGGAUUCGUGAUGGAAAAGGGGAGUUUCCCAUGGAUUGCCCUCUUCAUGACAGUCUACUCCGUGCCCAUUACAAGGGCAUGAUCCUUGAUGAAGGAAAAAGGGUCUUCUAUGAUACAAGAGUUGAUAAUGGAGGUCAGCCUUUGGAGUUCAGUUCUGGAGAAGGGCUUGUCCCUGAGGGAUUUGAAAUGUGUGUUCGACUGAUGGUACCUGGAGAGAUAGCGCUUGUAACAUGCCCUCCUGAUUAUGCAUAUGAUAAAUUUCCAAGGCCACCUAAUGUCCCUGAAGGUGCUCAUAUUCAGUGGGAAAUUGAACUUCUUGGUUUUGAGAUGCCAAGGGAUUGGACUGGUUUGGAUUUUCAAACCAUAAUGGAUGAAGCAGAGAAGAUAAGAACCACAGGCAACAGGCUCUUUAAAGAAGGGAAGUUUGACCUUGCAAAGUCUAAGUAUGACAAGGUACUUAGGGAAUUUAAUCAUGUAAAUCCACAAGACGAUGAAGAAGGGAAAGUGUUUGCAAAUACAAGAAACUUGUUGAACCUAAAUGUUGCGGCAUGCUACCUCAAAAUGGGAGAAUGUAGAAAGUCAAUUGAGACUUGUAAUAAGGUUUUAGAAGCAAAUCCAGCACAUGUCAAGGCUCUUUACCGCCGAGGAAUGGCUUAUAUGGAAGCUGGAGAUUUUGAGGAAGCAAGGAGCGAUUUCAAUAUGAUGAUAAAAGUAGACAAGUCAUCUGAAGCUGAUGCAACAGCAGCUCUUGUAAAACUGAAGCAGAAGGAACAGGAAGUUGCGAGGAAAGCAAGAAAACAAUUUAAAGGGCUAUUUGACAAGAAGCCUGGGGAAAUUGCAGAUGCUGGAUCUGAAGAUAGAGGAGAAGAGAAUAGCAUUGGAGAAAAUCAAAGCAGUGGCGUUCAAGAGGAAUCAGAUGUGGAUGAGGGAGCCGAAUUUCAUGAAGCUGCAGAUGAACCUAAAAGAGGCUGGUUCUCAUACCUAUGGCCUACUCAUAGAAGACUAUUUUCAGCUUUAGGACUUGAACGCUGUGCCAUAUUAUGA
Messenger RNA from Tripterygium wilfordii, 2151 nucleotides. Its product is annotated as peptidyl-prolyl cis-trans isomerase PASTICCINO1. The transcript is spliced from 21 exons. Lineage: Eukaryota; Viridiplantae; Streptophyta; Magnoliopsida; Celastrales; Celastraceae. The coding region runs from base 286 to 2151 and encodes 621 amino acids. Gene Ontology annotation, molecular function: peptidyl-prolyl cis-trans isomerase activity; protein binding. The record is from RefSeq and is a predicted model, not a curated record.